GAUAUCAAUUUGGGCAGUUUAUCCGUUUAUCUUCACAAGAUGGCGUCCAGUGAGAAAACGAAACUUCCAAAUCUAAAAAUUUGCAUUGAUAAUGAUGAAUCUGAAUCAGAUGACGAUCGUUUGUCGUUGACAGAGGAGCCCCAGAUUAGUAUUGAAGAGGGAGAAGAAGAUACACGAAUAGCAAAUCCUGUACACGACGAACUUGUAGUUUCAGGCUCGCCCGGUUCAGAACGUGUUCUUGACGAUGACGAUGACGUUCAGUUCAAUGUUUAUUUGAACAAGUUGGACUCAAAACCAUUGGAAAAUACGUCCAACAGGCAAACAAGAAGAUAUGAAAAUAAAGAAGGAAACUUCAUAACAGGCAUUGAUUUUACAGAGCAGAUAUCAGCAGAAAAACUGCAGGAGAGAGCAAAAAGAUUUGGCAUUGAUUAUAAACCGGAACCUGCUUUAAAUUUGAAGGAGCUGUAUGAAAGCCUGGGUUUAAAAGCGGAAGAUUUAAGUCAGAAAGAUGAAAGAGGUAUACGUCUGGAUGCCAUACAUUUACGAGGCGUGAAUGAGAUGAACACAAAAGAUGUGUUCAACUAUUUCAAGGAGUUUGCUGCAGGCAGCUGUGAAUGGAUUGAUGAUGAAAGUUGUAACAUAGUUUGGCUUGACAAGAUGACGGCAGCACGUGCAAUGUUAAAACUCAGUCGCAGCUAUGAACAAGUUAUGGCAGAAUAUGGUAUAAAGAAUACAGCUAAACAAAAAUCAGAUAAGAAGAAAGAGAAGAAUGAAGCUACUGCAGAGUCUAAAAUGGAAGAAGAUGGUAUUGAACAAAAUGGAGCUGUGGAGAAAGAAAAUGAGGAAGAAAGAAAUGAAGAGAAAAUGGAUGAAGAUAAUGAUGAACUAGAUCUAACAGAGGACAAACAAACAGUUAAUAAUGAAACUGAGGAAAAGAAACCUGAUGAUGAAGAAAAAAUGGAGGAUGAAGGAAUUGAAGAAGGGGAGAUCACUGAGAGUGACUCUGAGCCUGAAGUUACCACUCACAGCCAAAGUGCGUUCAACAAAAUACCUUGGCCACCAGGAAAAUGGAGACUAGGUGAACCAUACAAAGACAAAAAUAAAUAUCUGUUCCUCAGAUUUGCUACAAAAGCUGAUAUUAAGCUGCCUGGUGCUGAAAAAAGAAGCAAAUAUUACCAGAAAUAUGGCAAUCCUAACUAUGGAGGAAGAGUUGGACUUCUGAGCAGAUCAAUGAAACAGAAGUUACGUGGUAGACGAGGUAAUGAUGAUUUUGAUUCAUUUGGUGUACCAGACAGUGGGAUAGUUGUUUCAGAUAGAAACCAGGUGUCCUAUGAAGAUGAUUUGUUCAGUGAUACAGUCACGCCAGUAGAAGUUGAAGAGAUCGAUAUAUAUUCUACCUCACAGAAACUUGGCAAAAAUUCAAAGAAAUUGUUAGAUAAAGUCGAGUCAGAUGAGGAAGAAGAAAUGAACAGAUCAGAGGAGGAGAAUGAUUUCCCUGUUAUAGAGAGAGUCAUGAGUAAUGACAGGGAUGAUGUUAGAGGUACAGAUAGUGACGUCGAUGAAGAAGAAUUGGAGAGACUACUUGGGGCCAAGGAGAAAAAACCAGUUAUGAGAAUGUAUGCUGAUGAACUGGAGGAAAAACAAAAAGUUCACAGACAAAGAAAAAUGGUUGGGGCUUUGACAAUUGUGGCUGAUGCCAAAAAGAAGGUGAAGAGAGUGCAGGAUGCCAGACAGCUAAUUACAGGUGUUGAUCUAAGGGCAGCUUUACAGGAGAAGAAAAUGAACAGACAGCAGAGAUCACCAAUAUCCUGGAAACAUUCAAGGUCAAGGUCACUUUCACCAGAGUUUGAGAAAAAUCUGGACGAAGGAAUGAAUUUCAAAAUAAUCACACCAAUGCAUAUGACUAUAGAGAACGAAGUGUUGUCAGAGAGUGAAGAUGUGAAGGAAUUGACACCAGAACCAGAACCUGAGCAGGAAGUUAAGAGAAAGAAAAGAGUCACUUCUCCACUAGGAACUAAAUCAAAAAUGGAUGAACAAGAAAAACCCAAAGAUGUUCGGUCAAGGUUGAGUCAAAAGGCUCAGGAAGAUCUUGAUGUGAGGAUUGCGCAGCGGUCUUCAAAUAAUGUGAGAUCAAGACUUAGUAAAAGGGCAGAUGAUAUAAGUCCAGUGAGAUAUAGUGAUACUAGAAUAUCUAGAGUUAGACGGUCAAGGUCACAUGACCAGUUCAGAUCAAAAUUAAACAGAUCACGUUCUCCUAUGAAUAGAAAUAGACGUCCAGUUAGACGUAGGUCAAGAACUAGGUCUCCUAUGUGGAGGCGAAAUAAUAAUAGGUAUAGGUCACCAAUAAGAAAUAGGUCUCCUCUUAGACGUUCCCCUAUUAGGAGGUUUAACAGAUCUCGUUCAAGGUCACCUAUUAAUAGACGUCAGGCAAGGUCAAAUAUACGAUCCAGAUCUCCCGUUCACAGACGUAUAAAUGACCGAAAACGUUCAGGAAGAGAUGCUCGCUCACGUCUAGGAAGAAAAUCGAGAUCGCCAACGGACACGGAAGAUGACUCGGACAAUGAACAGAUACCACCAUCAAGGAUAAAAAUGACAGUUGAAGCAAGCUCGAGCUCUAGUAGUUCCUCAUCAAGCUCGGAUUCAAGCUCGGACAACUCUAGCUCAAGUAGUGAUUCGAGCUCCUCAUCGUCAUCAUCGGACUCUAGCAGCAGUAGUAGUGAUAGUGACGAUAGUGACAGUGAUGCCUCAGAGAGGUCGGCCAUUAGAAAUAAGAAAACACAGAGGAUUAUAGAUCGUCCAGCAAAACAACAAGACAAAUUUUCAUCAUCUCGCAAACAACAUCUAUCUCACAAUAAAUCUAACAGUCCUCGGAGAAAAUCUAGGAGGCCAUUAAGACCUCAAGAUGAUUAAUGUAUUUGAUGGUAUUAAAUAUUGAAUGGAUUUUGAUUUUCAUGCUUUUGAUCACAUACUGGUUAUGGAUAUUUUUAGCACAUGUGUUUUUAGAAACAAUAAAAAGGUUGGACACCACUAAAUAUAGAACAGUUAUACAAAUAGUCAUCAAAUGUUGACAAAAUAUAUUUUAGUAUAGUAAAGGACAUUAUUGAACAAAGAAAACAGUAUUCAGUAAAUAGAUGCUAAUUUCUUUGGUGACUUCUUCAAAUUUUCGAAGUUUUCUUGCAUUGAACUAUUUUCUAAUUGUAUUUUGAUUUGUUUUGUCAGUAGAAUUAAUCUAGAGUCAUUUGUGUGCCAAUUUCUGAAACACUGUUUUGAGGCGGUUCUCUUUGACAAACAGGAAUCUGAUUUUGUUUCCAUUAAAGGUACUGUAGCUUAAAUCAGUUAAAACUAGCAACUUUAAUAACUUGCCGGCAUUACCACUAUAAAGGCAAGUAAGUCUGCGCUUGUAAUAAGUCUUCCCAGGCAUAAUAUUUGUAACUCCCCAGUUUCAUUUUAUGAAUAUUGAAUCUCUUAAAUUGACCAUUGCUAAAAUAAUACUUGCAGUUCUUAUUUCAGCAAGACCAUUUUACAAAUGAGCAAGUAUGAGAUUCCUGUAGAAAGCAGAACCCAAUUUGAUUUUAUAAAAACUAGUAAACUGUGAUUUUUAAUAUUAAAAAGGUUUUCUGUGUAACUUUAUCUCUCUAUAACCACUUUGAUAUUGAAAUACUAGAUACCUUUACAUGACUCCAGUGUUAUAAGUGUUAGCCAGUGACAAGGACCUAGUGUAACUCCUACAUGGAUAUGAUAGAAUUUCUCAUCUCAUUGAACUAACCCUUAGUCUACAGGUGGAAUCUACCUAUGUAACUAGUGCAGACCAAGUUCACCUUUGUUCCAUCUGUGUUACAGUCUAAAUUGAAAGAUGGACGAGUCCAAUUAAGAUAUUUAACAGGGUGAGGGUUUUAUAAAAAAUAUGCAUAGCUUUUGCUAAACAAGCACUUGAAGUAGUCAUGCACUCUGUGAGUGUGACAGCUCCUGGUUACUUUGCAAUUCUGUUUCUAUUCAAUGUUUAUAUAUUCUUAAAUGUGUUCUGGAAGCGUAAAAGGUGGUGAAAAUUUGUAUUUCUUACAAAUAUUGUUUUUUUUUAAAUAGAACAUUAAAAUGAUGCAUUAUUUACCAUAUAAAAAAAAUAUUUAUGAAAUAGGAAAUUUUAUAUUGUUAUAAUUUGUAACUUUUGUGUUUUAGGGGUUUUUUUUAAAGUGAAAUUAAUAAAAUGUUAUCUUUUUUUUUCCUGAAUAAUUUAUAUUUGGGACCAUUUUGUUGUUGACCUAAAUGACUCAAAAUAUUUAGGUUUUGAAGUAUAACAGGGAUCACAACAGAGAAGCAAUGCCAGCUUUCUGUCUGACCAGGCUAUAUACACUGCUGAAUGCUUAGUUUUAUUAUUUUGAUAUCAAUUGUAUUAAGUUGUUAAGCAGGACAUAUACAUUUCACGAAAACAGUUUGUUGUACUUUGUAGUUGAUGUUUCACAGAACAUCAAUUAAAGGCUUGACGAGAUUCUGUUGUAAAUCAUUUGACUUAUAGAACGAGUUGCAGCAAACUGUCAAGAAAAAUAUAUGCAAUGUUUGCAUGCCCAUAUAAAUAUAAUAAAGCCAUAAAUAAAUUGUUUAACAUUAAGAUCUCAUGUAGACAUACAAUUUUUCUUUUUAGUUGCAUGUAUUUUAGGACUCAAUUUUUUUGUCUUUUAUGAUACAUAUUUAGAUAAUAAGGUCUGAAAUCUAGUCUGGACUAUAAAAAUAUUUAUUAUACAUUUUUAGCUCACCUGUCACAAAGUGACAGGGUGAGCUUUUGUGAUCGCUUUUCGUCCGUCGUUUGUUCAAAUAAAAGCCCUGGGGUCGAAAUUGGCCCCGCCCCAGGGGGUCAUUGAUUUUCCCUAUAUGCAUAUAGUAAAACUUAAAAAAAUUUCUUUUAAAGAACCCAAAGAGCUAGAGCUAUGAUAUUUAGCAUGAAACAUCUUCUAAUGGGUGUCUACCAAGUUUGUUCAAAUAAAAGCCCUGGGGUCAAAAUUGACCCCGCCCCAGGGGACAUUGAUUUUCCUUAUAUGUGUAUAGCAAAAACUUAAAAAUCUUCUUUGAUAAAACCCGAAUAGCUAGAGUUUAGAUAUUAAGCAUGAAACAUUUUCUAGUAAGUGUCUGCAAAGAUUAAAUAAAUAAUUAAAUAAAAGCCCUUGGGUCAAAACUGCCCCUGCCCCAGGUGUGUCAUUGUUUUUAACUAUAUGUGUAAACCAAAAACUUGACGAGCUAGACCUUAGAUGUUUAGCAUGAAACAUCUUCUAGUGGGUUUCUACCAAGUUUCUUCAAAUAAAAGCCCUGGGGGUUUAAACUGGCCCCGCUCCGGGGGCCUAUAUACAGGUGAGCGACUUCAGGGCCAUCAUGGCCCUCUUGUUUCUUUUGUGGUUUAAAGUGAAUUGGUCUAUAAUAGAAGAUCUGUAAUACCAUGAAUAAUUAUAUUGAUAGUAUGUAGUUCAUACAUGACAACAAACCACAGAAUGAUAAUAUAUGGUUAUUCUUGGCAAGUGUUAGAUAUAUGAUCUUAUACAUCAUAUAUAAACAUAUAGCAGGUGUUGAUAAUAAAAAGUUUUACAACAAAACAUUAUUAUUCAUUAUAUACAUACUUUCUUCUUUUAUCAACAUUUUGUUUUGCAGAAAUAUUUCAUAAGAACAUUCAAAUUUUAUAUUUUUAUUGUUUUUAUCAGUACUAAAGAUGUAUUUGAAAUACUUAUGAAAAAUAUGCAUAUUUUAGACCAAUCCACUUUAAAACCACUUGAUAUGCCUUGUGAACGCUGAAUAUUUCUACAUAUGAUGUAGUUAUUCUUCAUAUCAAAAUUAAUGUAGAGAUAUUACAUGUAUUGCCUACAGUCCAUGUUAUUGACACAGUUUCAAAGUAAAUUACACAUGAUAUCUCACAAGAAGUAAGCCUUGACCCCUAACCUGCUGGCAGCAACUGAUUCUACCAUUGUGACCAAACCAGAUCCAGAUAAGUUGGCACGUUUGUGCCGUCCAUCUGAGCAUGGCCUGCACCGUUUGCAAUCCUGUCAGUACUCAUUAAAAUCUUUC
Molecule: messenger RNA, 6045 nt
Organism: Ruditapes philippinarum (Manila clam)
Lineage: Eukaryota; Metazoa; Mollusca; Bivalvia; Venerida; Veneridae
Product: nuclear cap-binding protein subunit 3-like
Exons: 13
Coding region: 40-2910 (956 amino acids)
Cellular component (GO): nucleus; cytosol
Molecular function (GO): RNA 7-methylguanosine cap binding; mRNA binding
Source: RefSeq, a predicted model, not a curated record